CAUACACACACACAUGCAAGCAAGAGAUACACACGGCUCCACACACUUACACACACACACACACACACACACACACACUCAGACAAACUCUCCACAGGAAACUCUGAGCCAUAAUGCGAAGGCACCUCAGAGCAGACGGGUGCAUUGCUCAAACCAAGUGGGAUACGGUGCGGCUUUGAUAGUGCGUUAAUUACUCAUGUGAUGUGAUACAGAUGUCUGGGGGCUUCAGCCGAAAGUUUGCCUGACGGUUUCCAAGGGGGCCAGGCAGACAUUUUAGAAGAGUGAUUCAUUGGGACAGUCUUUCAAUCAGUGAAAUCAAAGCGCAGAGUGUGUUCCAUAAUGGGCACCCCAGCUGCGCAUAUGUUGGUGCUAAUGGCCUGUAUGGCAGCCAGAGGAAUGUGCCAGAUAAACAGGGCUGAAGCAGACAAGCGCUCUUUCCCAGACGCUCUCGUCCACUCCACCCUCCAGUCUCCGGAUUUCUACAGCACCCACAGUCCCGGUGAGGACCUCGGCCCCAUCCCGGGGGUCCAAGUGGCUGCUGCCCAAGCUGUGGUGUCUUCAAAUGGGUCCGUCGAAAAGACGUCGACGCGACACCCAAUGUGCCUUGGAACGCGUACCAAAAUCCAGAACUAUUUUCGGUACAUCAACACCAUGAUUUCCAUAUUGGUGUUUGUGGUCGGUCUGGUCGGCAACACCACCCUGCUGAGGAUUAUAUACCAGCACAAGUGCAUGAGGAACGGGCCGAACGCCCUCAUUUCCAGUCUGGCACUGGGGGACCUCAUGUACAUAAUCAUCGGCAUACCCUUCAAUGUCUUCAAGCUCCUGAAGUCACGCUGGCCUUUUGACCACAAUGCCGUUGGCCUCUAUCUGUGCAAACUGGUGCCCUUCCUGCAGAAGGCCUCUGUGGGCAUCACUGUGCUCAACCUGUGCGCCCUCAGCGUGGACAGGUACAGAGCCGUGGCCUCCUGGAGCAGAGUUCAGGGAGUGGGCAUCCCUCUGCUGACAAUCAUUGAGAUUGUAACCAUCUGGGUGCUGUCACUCAUCCUGGCAAUACCCGAAGCUGUCGGCUUCGACAUGGUCCCCUUCGAAUACGGCAACAUAUCCAUUGUCACCUGCAUGCUUAACCCCAAGGGUGACUUCAUGGAGUUCUAUAAGGAUGCAAAGGACUGGUGGCUGUUUGGCUUCUACUUUUGCGUACCACUACUCUGCACAGCCAUAUUCUACACUCUGAUGACCUGCGAGAUGCUCAACCACAGGAAUGGCAGCAUUCGGAAAGCCCUCAGCGAGCACCUCAAGCAGAGGAGGGAGGUCGCCAAAGCCGUCUUCUGCCUGGUUCUCAUCUUUGCCCUCUGCUGGUUCCCGCUGCACCUCAGCAGGCUGCUCAAGUGGACCAUUUACUCCCCGAAAGAUACCUCGCGCUGUGAGCUCCUCAAUUUCCUGUUGGUCCUGGAUCAUCUUGGUAUGAACCUUGCAACAAUCAACUCCUGCAUAAACCCCAUCAUCCUCUACUUCGUCAGUAAGAAGUUCAAAAACUGCUUCAAGUCGUGUUUGUGCUGCUGGUGUUACUCUGACAACCAGCUGAGCAGCACCGGACCCAUGAAUGGCACCAGCAUCCAGUGCAAAAGCCCCGAGCCCAACAACCUCCACACUGAUCGAAGCAUCAGGAAAGACAGCGACUGAUCUCCCACAUGAGGAAUACUUCCAAGCUCUUCCAUACACCAAACGGCUUUUAAAAAUACAACCACUGCUCAUCCUAUUAUAUAUCAACAGAAAAGCACUUUUUCAGACCAUAAAUGCACAUCCCUGAAGACAACUGAAACAACAUACGAGAACGGACGAGGAAGAGGAACAAACAAUGGGUUUUGGUGUGCAAAUGCUCUGAAGUUGCCCAGUCCUCUCAGCGGGGCGAAACUUCCUAACAUAAACUUCUUGCGUUCCCACACCCACGGACAGUGAUGCUGUAGCGUGAGAGAAGAAGAGGUAGAGCGGGAUGAGGAGGAGGAAGAGGAGGAGGAGGAGGAGGAGGAGGACUCUUUAACAGGAAGCAGCUGAACGGUGACUAUAAAUUACUCUCAAUCAGUAGCUGAGCGCACUAUUCCUGUAAAGGGCAACACUACUGGGAAGGAUGCACAAAGCUACAGGAAGGAAAAAGCAGACUGCAUGCUGUCAGAGGGAAUGAUGGCAGAGGAGUGUGCGCUGUCCCCAGGAGUUUCGGUGACGGUGGAAAACAGGAAGGCGUGUUACUGACUCGAGCAAAUAUUCAUUUUUUUUUUUCCCAUUAAACAUGCGAGUGGUUUAACAGUGUACCCUACUCACACUACGUCGAGCUACCUUGUGGUAUAAUUACAAGAAUGCUCUCAAGUGAAUUUGCUUCAUGUUUGACCCCUUUACAAGAAUGUUCUGUGCUUCGUCAGGAAAAGAGAGAAAAUAUCUCUGAACAAAAACACAUCUUUUGCUUAAUCGUGAUCCACAGAGCUUCUUACUUCCGGUUGGUGAUCAACAAAUGAACGACUUCACAGAAUCACGUCUGAUGUUAGAAAAAGACAAAAAUAUAUACGCAGGCACAAAAUCAAGUACAGGGUAGUAGAUGUAAGAGUGGAUCAGGUGGAAGUCUGUAUUUUCAUAGCACUUGUAAGGCAAAUGAUAAAUAUGAGGUAAUGCAUUGUGACCGGUGUGAUAUCACCAGAUAGACCAAAAAUGGACAGGAAUGAACUUUUUUUUCUGAACACUGUGAAUUUUAUCAGUUAUAACCAAAGGCAAUUGUGACUUUUAUGCUUGUAUAACCCGUUGAAUAUAUACAGUAUAUAAAUAUAUAGUGCCCACUUUUAUAAAGUGUUAUAUUGCAGUGAGAAUAUUAUUUUACUCAGACUACAUUACCUGUGUAAUGACAAGGGCAAAUGAGUUGUUAAUGGUGGUAGUACACUCCGAAAAUAUUCAUAGUUUGAUAUUUUGGAAAAUAUGCUUAAUUGUUUUCUUGCUAAGAGUUAGAUGAGAACACUAAUACCACACGAUGGUUAGUGUAGAUUAACAUAAAGGCUAGGACAGGGGAAACAACUAGCCAGGCUUUGUCUGAAAGUGACAAAAUCUGCCAGCACUUCUAAAACUGACUAAUUAGCAUCAUGUUUUGUUUGUUUAAAGCUUACGAAAAACCAAAAUAAAUGGCAAUUUGUAUAUUUUAGUGGUUAGCUACAGCUAGUAGCUACAGCUACUAGCUGUGGUUAGCUACAGCUAGUAGCUACAGCUACUAGCUGUGGUUAGCUACAGCUAGUAGCUAACAGGUUCUGGAAAAAUUCUAUACAUUAAGCAGCUAACCAACAAAAACCACAAACUGAGCUGGUGAGUUGCUAAAGCAAAUUCUGUUACCCUCCAACAGAGCCAAGCUGGCCGUUUCCCCCCUUGUUUCCAGUCUUUAUGCUAUGCUAAGCUAACCAGGCGGUGCUUGCAGGUGGUUUUGUUAUCUCCAGUGGAGCCAAGCUAGCUGCUUCUCCUUGUUGUUAGUCUUUCUGCUAUGCCAAGCUAACCAGCUGCUGGUUUUAGGCUAGCUAACCAUCAACAUCCCAAAAUAUUAUAAACAUUUUCAUUAGCCUGCCUUACAUACUGCUGUGAGACUUUUCCAGUCUUUAUGCUGUGCUAAGCUAACUAACUGUUGCUUGUAGCUACCCAGAAAAACGAGAUUAAGCAUAUUAAUUGAUGAGCUUUAGAGGUGUUAGCAGGCAGACUUUUUUUUACCUUCAGCGGAGCCAAGUUAGCAUCUUCACCCUCUUUAACAGCGUAAUGCUAAGCUAAGCUAACAUCUGCUAGCUGUAGCUUCACAUUAAUAGACAGACAUGAGUGACAUAUCUAUUUUCUCACCUAACUCUCAGCAGAAAAAUGAAAAAUUGCAUUUUCCCAAACUAUUUAAACUAUUCAUCUUACGUGGAAAUAAUAUUCAGCUACCAAACAACUAUACUGCCUUAUGCUUUUUGACAUGUGAAUACAUGUAAACCUGAGGUGUGUUUGAAUGUGUGUUAGCAUGUGUGUGAGUGCUGUGUGUAUUAUGACUUGCACUUCAUUAGCUGGAGUGUUUUGCACACUUGUGUAGAUCAGAAAAGGAAGUGUCUGUACAUUAUUAUUUUACCACUAUACAUUGAAGCAGUUCAUAAUGGAAUUCAUGUUUGUUUUCAUUGGUUUAACAUGUUAACCUCAUGCUGCUGCUUAUGCCAAUAAAUCAAUUUCCAUCUCCGCUGUAA
Messenger RNA from Acanthopagrus latus (yellowfin seabream), 4229 nucleotides. It is a transcript of the gene ednraa, whose product is annotated as endothelin receptor type Aa. The record is from RefSeq and is a predicted model, not a curated record. Gene Ontology annotation, cellular component: membrane. The transcript is spliced from 8 exons. NCBI's taxonomy places the organism in Eukaryota, Metazoa, Chordata, Actinopteri, Spariformes, Sparidae. Gene Ontology annotation, molecular function: endothelin receptor activity. Gene Ontology annotation, biological process: vasoconstriction; G protein-coupled receptor signaling pathway; enteric nervous system development. The coding region runs from base 340 to 1680 and encodes 446 amino acids.